CCUCCGAUCUCUUCUUCUUUCUCAGAAAACAAACACUAGUUCCUCUGUUUCCAUUAUUUUUUCUUGGUUUGGUUUUCUUCAUCAGAAGUUUUAACUGAUAAAAACCAUACCAACAUUGCCCCCAUUCAUUCUUUCAACUAAUUACUCUGUUUUUCUUUCAAAAGUUGUUGAUAAUGGGGAAAUUACAGAAACCCAUUGUGUUAGUUUUGAUGUUUUUACACGUUCUGAGUCCUUUGAUGGUUGUUAGUGCUGGUCAUGAUUAUGGUGAAGCUUUGACUAAGAGCAUUCUGUUCUUUGAAGCUCAAAGGUCUGGUGUUCUUCCAAAUAACCAGAGGGUUAAAUGGAGAGGUGAUUCUGGUCUCAAUGAUGGAAAAUCCAGUGGGGUGAAUCUAGUGGGAGGAUAUCAUGAUGCAGGAGAUAAUGUGAAGUUUGGAUUACCAAUGGCAUUCACAGUAACGAUGAUGUCUUGGAGUAUAAUUGAAUAUGGUUCACAAAUGUCUAAGAGUGGUGAAUUAGGACAUGCCAUGGAAGCUGUAAAAUGGGGUACUGAUUAUUUCAUCAAAGCUCACCCUGAACCCAAUGUCUUCUACGGCGAGGUUGGAGAUGGAAAUACAGACCAUUACUGUUGGCAAAGACCAGAAGACAUGACUACUGACCGUCAAGCUUACCGGAUUGAUGCCAGCAGACCUGGUUCUGACCUUGCCGGUGAAACUGCGGCGGCAAUGGCAGCUGCAUCCAUUGUGUUCCGGCACUCUAAUCCGUCUUACUCCAAACUGCUCAUUACUCAUGCUAAACAGCUGUUCGAUUUUGCCGACAAAUACCGGGGUAAAUACGAUAGCAGUAUUUCCGUUGCUCGUAAAUACUACCAGUCUUUCAGUGGCUACGGGGAUGAGUUGUUAUGGGCUGCAGGAUGGAUGUAUCAGGCAACUAAUGAAGAUACAUACCUGAACUAUUUUGCUAGUAAUGCUGAUAACUUGGGAGGAACUGGCUGGGCAAUGACCGAGUUCGGAUGGGAUGUCAAGUACCCUGGUGCUCAAGUUCUAGGUGCCAAGUUCUUAUUGCAAGGGAAAGCUAAAGGAAAUUCAGAAGUGUUUGAACAACUCCAGGAGAAGGCAGAUUAUUUCAUGUGUGCCUGCCUUGGAAAGGGUAGCCGAAAUGUUCAGAAGACUCCUGGUGGCCUUCUCUUCCACCAGAGAUGGAACAAUUUACAGUUUGUUACAAGUGCUGCUUUCUUGAUGACUGUUUACGCUGACUAUCUUACUACUGCUGGGAAAACUGUUCAGUGUCCCCGCGGUACUGCUACUCCAGAUGAGCUUCACGCCAUGGCAAAAUCUCAGGUGGACUAUAUUCUUGGAAACAACCCAAGAGCCACCAGUUACAUGGUUGGUUACGGACACAACUUCCCACAGCAAACUCACCACAGAGCUUCCUCAAUCGUUUCCUACAAGGUUGACAAAUCGUUUGUUACAUGCCGUGGAGGUUAUGCUACUUGGUACAGCCGUAAAGGCAGUGACCCAAAUGUGCUUACUGGUGCUAUUGUUGGUGGACCUGAUGCUUAUGAUAACUUUGCUGAUGAACGAGAUAACUACGAGCAAACUGAACCAGCUACAUACAACAAUGCUCCACUUCUUGGUGUAUUAGCUAGACUCAAUGGUGGUAAUGGAGGAUACAGUCAGGGUGCAGUGGCAGUUAUAUCACCUAAACCAGUCGUCACUAAACCAACUCCAACUCCAGCUCCUAAACCAAAACCUACACCAGUUCAAAAGCCAAAACCAACUCCAGCUCCAAAACCUAAAUACACACCAGUUCAGAAGCCAAAACCAACUCCAGUCAAAGCUUCAUCAUCAAAGAUCAGCGUCACACAAAAGGCAACAACCACAUGGAACGCCAAAGGAAAAACAUACCACAGAUACUCUGCUACGGUAACUAACAACUCUGGGAAAACAUUGAAAGAACUAAAACUGUACAUAGACAACCUCUACGGUCCAGUUUGGGGACUUACAAAGUCUGGCAAUGCAUACACAUUCCCAUCCUGGCUCACAUCCUUACCAGCUGGUAAAAGCAUGGAAUUUGUUUACAUCCACGCAAACACUCCAGCUGCAGUGUCCGUCUCAAGCUACGCUCUGGCUUGAAAACACAAUAGAUAACAAAAGUCGACGAAGUUUUUAGAGUAAGUAAGUAAGAAAGAAGAAGUUUACUACUACAUGGCUUGUUUUUCUUGGGUUUGUAGUGUAAGAAUUGUGCAGUUAUACGACAGUCCAGGGAGAAUGUUUUUCUUUUUUAAGCAUUUUGAGUGAUUAUGGUGAGGGGAAAGAGGAGGGAUAAGUAAACAAGAGAAAGACGACAAGAGUGGAAACUUAGGGACAGAAAAGAGUGAAGAGACGGUAUCAUAUUCGAGUGCUCAUCCUCUUUCUAGAAACCCUUUCCGCUUUAUUUUGUUAUAUAUACUAAGAAUUUGAGAGAGAUACAGAGAGACUGGAAGGGAGAGAUAGUGAGAGUUGAGGGGUGCAUAUAUUAUUGAGGCGCCUCUCAAUUGCAGUUUCAUGGAGUCUUUUUUUUUUAGUUUAGUUUUUCUUUGUAUCUAAACAGCUUUCUUUUUUCUUCUUUUCUUAUGAUGUUGUAAGCUCUACAGCAUUCUUGUUUACUCCUUAUAAUAGAUUACAGUUUGUGAAAUGGAAGUACGGUUGAUUUUGUCUUCUGAAA
Molecule: messenger RNA, 2703 nt
Organism: Papaver somniferum (opium poppy)
Lineage: Eukaryota; Viridiplantae; Streptophyta; Magnoliopsida; Ranunculales; Papaveraceae
Product: endoglucanase 6-like
Exons: 8
Coding region: 174-2132 (652 amino acids)
Biological process (GO): carbohydrate metabolic process
Molecular function (GO): hydrolase activity, hydrolyzing O-glycosyl compounds; carbohydrate binding
Source: RefSeq, a predicted model, not a curated record